Messenger RNA from Lolium rigidum, 1817 nucleotides. Its product is annotated as pentatricopeptide repeat-containing protein At5g46100-like. NCBI's taxonomy places the organism in Eukaryota, Viridiplantae, Streptophyta, Magnoliopsida, Poales, Poaceae. The record is from RefSeq and is a predicted model, not a curated record. The coding region runs from base 1 to 1155 and encodes 384 amino acids. The transcript is spliced from 3 exons. Gene Ontology annotation, molecular function: protein binding.
AUGAGGACUGCAAUUCUCAAGCUCGAGCCCCCCUUCCGCCCGCUCGCCGCCCUCCAGCUCUUCCGCUCCGCCCCCUCCGCCCUCUCCCUCCCCCACUCCGCCCGCUCCUACACCGCCGUCCUCGCCACCCUCGUCGCCCACUCCCAGCUCCCCCUCGCCCAAUCCCUCCUCGCCGACAUGCGCGCCGCCGGUUUCGCCCCCACCACCGCCACCUACAACGUCCUCCUCAAGGCCCACUGCUCCGAUGCCGCCGCUCCCAUCGACGACGCCGUCCGCCUUUUCCGGAACAUCCCCAAACCCGACGCCUGCUCUUACAACACCCUCAUUGAUGGGCUCUGCCGCUGCAGCCGCCGUGCCGAGGCCCUCCAGCUGUUCUCCGAGAUGGUAGCAAACGGCAUUGCGCCUACGGUGGUUACUUACACGACUGUUAUCAAUUGGCUCGCCCGGGAGGGUUGCUUGGACGAUGCGCUGGAGAUGUUUGAUCAAAUGGCGAAGAGAGGUAUUGCACCGAAUGUUGUCACAUAUAGUUCUUUGAUUGACGGGUUGUGCAAGGGUGGGCGCGCAGCAUCGGCACUGGAGUUGCUGGAUAGGAUGGUCAAGGAGAAGAAGCUGCCAAAUACAAUCACAUAUAGCUCUGUGAUUAACGGUCUCUGUAAGGAAAGCCGGAUAAGGGACGCAAUGGAGAUUUUGGACCGGAUGCGUCUCCAGGGGAGGAAGCCUGAUGCUGGCUUGUUUGGGAAGCUAAUUGUUGGGCUGUGUGAUGGAGGAAGGCCCGUGGAGGCUGCAAAUUACCUGGAUGAGAUGGUUCUUGCUGGCGUUCAACCCAACCGGGUGACCUGGAGCUUGCAUGUCAGGAUAAACGAUGCAGUGGUGACAGCAUUAUGUGCUAAGGGUGAAGCUGAGAGGGCUUUCCGGGUUUACCAGAGCAUGACGACGCGUGGCAUUUCUACUGAGCCAGGCACUUUUCAUCUCCUGGUCGAGUUCUUCUCCAAAAAGAACAAUUUGGAGAAAGCAGCUCAUGUUGUGCUAGACAUGCUGUCAGAGAGGUGCAUCCCUGAGAGAGAAACAUGGGAUGUUAUUAUCAGUGGGUAUUGGAGUAAGAAGAAGGUGAGACAAGAAGCUGAGAAAAUGUGGAAGCAGUUAGCAGUCACCUGAUUUGGAAUAAAUGUGGUGCUACACUGUGCUAGUACAUGAUGUGCCUGAGCUCUCAGCAAUCUAAAUUGUCCCUUGAGGUAGUAACAUAUUUCUCUUUCCAUCAUGGUGUUUACACAAGCGAGAUAGUAUCGUCACAUCGGUGUUUCCAUUUCCGGGAUUAUGUGAUGUACUGAAGUUCAUUAUUUGUACACAUUUGAAGCUACAAGCAAGCUGGCAGUGUUCAGGAACUAGGGCGAACUAAUACUUUGAAGACCCAAACUAUUGUGUAGAUACCGGAAAGCCAAUGCCAUGGCGGGUGGUUGGGAAGCUGACAAAUAGUAUGCUUCCAAUAACUCCAAUAGCAACUGGUAAUGUUGUGAGUACUUGCUUUGUAUCCUCUGAUGGUAUUGGAUAGAAGCAAGAAACCACAUUUUGAUCAAACAGAGCUAUUGCAACAAAAAUCAUCGCGGAGACAGUUGCAUGGACAAAGUCUAGAAAUUUUAUCUUGUAUUCAACUGCAGCAUGUGGAUCAAGAGUAGCGCCACCAUCAAUGACCCAUAACCCCUUGAACGUGGCAAACCCGUAUCUUACCUUUCCUUUCUCAUCCCUGAAGCUAUCUGUGAAGCUAAGAACAAAGCAUGACAGUGUACAUAGUAUCACAAGCCCUCCUGCCAUCAUCCGAU